UCAAGUAUUUCUGUGAUGCUGUCUCUCCCCCGCUCUCCUCUCCUCUCUCAUUCUCUUCUCUCGUACUCUUGAUACAAGUCACAACAUGGCUGCAGCUUUUGUUGGCACAUGGAACCUUAAGGAAAGCAAGAAUUUUGAUGAUUACAUGAAAGCACUUGGGGUGGGCUUUGCCACACGGCAGGUUGGUGGUAUGACCAAGCCUACCACCAUCAUCUCCAUGGAGGGUGAUGUCAUCACAUUGAAGACUGAAAGCACCUUUAAGAGCACAGAGGUCAACUUUAAACUGGGAGAAGAGUUUGAUGAAACCACUGCAGAUGACCGUAAAGUUAAGUCCCUGUUGACACUAGAUGGUGGCAAGCUGGUCCAUGUUCAGAAAUGGGAUGGCAAGGAGACGACUUUAGUGAGGGAGGUCAGCGGAAACUCGCUCACACUGGUAUUGACACUGGGCGAUGUUGUGUGCACGCGGUCUUAUGUGAAAGCAGAGUAGAUGAAGACCUUCGUCCCUCCCGACGCUACUGAACAGGCUCGACUGUUCAGCUUGUUCAAAAUACAUUUAAUGCUUGUCCUAUACACCUGUCCAUUUAUUUCUAAUAAAUAAAUUACGACGAUUUUUACAUAAAA
This is a messenger RNA of Clupea harengus (Atlantic herring), 621 nucleotides long. RefSeq names its product fatty acid binding protein 3, muscle and heart (gene fabp3). Lineage: Eukaryota; Metazoa; Chordata; Actinopteri; Clupeiformes; Clupeidae. Gene Ontology annotation, molecular function: lipid binding. The record is from RefSeq and is a predicted model, not a curated record.